Molecule: messenger RNA, 3022 nt
Organism: Anopheles stephensi (Asian malaria mosquito)
Lineage: Eukaryota; Metazoa; Arthropoda; Insecta; Diptera; Culicidae
Gene: nxf2
Product: nuclear RNA export factor 2
Exons: 4
Coding region: 105-2828 (907 amino acids)
Biological process (GO): poly(A)+ mRNA export from nucleus
Cellular component (GO): nucleus
Molecular function (GO): RNA binding; protein binding
Source: RefSeq, a predicted model, not a curated record
CUGCUUGCUUCAGCGAAUUCCACCAGUGCCAUUCAAUGAACCGCCGGCAAAGUGGUUGUUUAUUGUGAUAGUUUCCUACAAAAGUUGUAUGACGAGCUGUUGAAAUGAGUGAGAAAGAACCCGUCCGCAUCAAGGCGGAACCCGCAAUCGAUAGCAACGUACUGUGCGAUGCAACCAACAGCUGCAUCGAGGAGAUGGUGCAGGAACUGCAAAAUCAGGACCGUGAAAGGAAAGCACAAGGAGCCGCAACCGUUACCGACCAAAGCAUGCGGCAGGAUGAUCACGAUGAAAGCGUGUUCUACAACAUACAUAGCGUGCUGCCGAAGACGUUGAAAAUGCGCACGGGCGAAUCGGAUAUUGUGCUCGAGCCCAAGCUGGCGAGCCGUCUGUAUAAUGGGUCGAACCUCCAGUACGAUCGAACGAUGUUGAACCGAGCGGACGUGUGGCAUCAGGUGAUUGUGCACCACGAAAACGGCUGUUCCAAGGCGAAGAUACUGGAAACGCUGUUCAACAAGUUUACGUACUGUGAUUUCUUCCCGGUAGCGUAUCGGCGGCAUGUAAACGUGGACUUUUUCCUGCUGCGAAUGUGCAACCAAGUGAUGAUGAAGAUGUUUGAGGAAGGGAUGAAGCUCAAGUGUGGCACACAGGAGCUGGCCGUUAGCGUGCGGCUCGGAGCGGCUCGGUUCCAGAACGGACAGAUAUUCCCGCGCCAGACCAUUACGAAGGCGGUACAGGAACGGUGCGACAAUGCGGCACAGUACGGCAGCAGCAACCUGCUGAACUUGGACAGCUUUGCCGAACAUGUUAGUCUGCAGGAGCUUUCCAUUAAUCUCGGCAAUCGUGCACAGUUUGAGGUCGUUUGUUCGGCCAUUGUGCAGGUGCUGAAUGACAACAGUUGCAUCAAUACGUUGCGCCUCUCGAACAACGGUAUCAGCCACAUAUCGGUGCUGGCCAGCGCAAAGCAUCUGAGGAUCGCAAGCUUGGAUUUGCGAGGCAAUCGCAUAAAGCAUCCGAGCUCGCUACGAGGUUUGCGAGAGAUGCCACUACUGGAGCUGUUCGUGCUGGGCAAUAAUUUAACGGAGGUGCCCGAUUACGAGAAAGUUCUUCACAGUAUUUUCCCACAACUGUUGAAGCUGGAUACCAACUUAACGAGCCCGGUUGUAACGAAAGUUGUGCGUGAUGGCGACGAAGAAGAGGAGGAAGUUGAAAUAACCUCCCCCGGAACGUUGAUCACCGAAGCGGACAUGAAUGUAACCGCGUUCCAGAAGUACAACAUGACUCCCCACUGGCAUAAGGUGACGGUGCUACAUAACGGAGUCUGCAACAAGCAGGACAUACUGGACGCGCUGUUCAACCUGCUCGGCAAGCAUACGUUCUUCCCCUGCUACUACAAAACCUAUUCGAAGGAGGAUGAAUUUCUUGUCCAGAAUUGUUUCGACGCGCUGCUCGUUCUGGUGCGACAAAAGCUAAAACUGCCAAUGCGAGCGAAAAACGCGGUACUGAAGCUGUCGCUGACGAUGAACGUUGCCGAGGCUGGCGAAAAAGAUGUGCAGCCGUUGAAAAGGCUAGAGUGGUUCGUUGGCAAACGGUUCCAAAAUAGCUGUCUCGAUCUCUGCUCGAUGCAGACGGAUCUGAACAAGUGUCGGUACGUAGACUUUUGUGCGAAAAGUCCAUCGACGCUGCGGUACAUAAUGGAGUACGCUGCCCGGAAGUUCGGGAGUGCGUGUUUGGUGCUGCGACUGCGUCACAACGAGCUCAAGAACUGUGUGGCGCUGGAAAGUCUGUCCAAGUUCUACAGCCUAGUAUCGCUGGAUCUGCGCUACAAUUUGAUUUCGAAAUUCUCCGACCUGAAAGGCAUUCCAUGGAAUAACGUUACCGAGCUCUUUUUGGACAAUAAUCCCGUGUGCGGAACGGCACACACCGGCGUGGAGUACGUGCGGAAUGUGAAGCAGUUCUUCGGCAUGCUCAAACAGCUCGAUGGCAAAUCGUUGCUGGGAAAUUUCCCCUUCUGUCAGAACUACAUCUGUGUGCCGGAAGCGUACAAGUUUGCCGAAUCGUUUGUGAAGCAUUAUUUCGCGCUGUUCGAUUCAUUCCAGCGUGCCGACCUGCAGGAGCUGUACCAUCCGAGGGCACAAUUUUCCAUGACGUGCGACUUUGAGAUCGACGCGGCGCACACCUCGGAGGAGCAGAUGAACUCGCAACAGCUGCGACAGGUCAGCUACAUCCAGCACAGCCGCAAUCUGCUCAAGUUCAGGGGAAAUCCGAACCGAGCAAUGUCCAUGCUGAUCGUCGGUAACGAACGCAUCGGGUACGUGCUAACAUCCUUUCCGAAGACGGAGUUCGAUUUCUAUUCGUUCCGUAUCGAUGUGCCCGUGUUCACGCCGGAACGCGUCCUGAUCACCGUGAACGGUCGGAUGAGGGAGGAUGAAUUUGCUGUGCCGGGCCAGAAUAACAUCAUGGGCUUUACGCGCACCUGGCUCAUUCAACCGUCCGGUAUGGGCACGAAUCUGUUUCACGAGGCGCUGGAGUACAAGAUUCACAACGAUAUGCUGCAUAUGUACGACGUGGUGAACGGUAGGAAUGAAACGUUCGGUAAUUCGGCCGAAACAGCAACAGAGCAGGAAAGUCCAAUGGAUGUAACUCUUUCUGAUAGCGAUGAUCGUGAGAAUGCGCUGAUCGUGUUCAAGCAACUGACAAAGCUAAAUACGGAGUGGUCCAAACGAUGCCUGGAGGAAUCGUCGUGGAACUUAAAAGUGGCGUUGAACGUAUUUCUGAAGCUGUACGAAUCAAAGCGCAUCCCAAAGAUUGCCUUCCAGGAUGACAUGUAGUAGGAAGAGCACCAUGUACAAAUUAGUAUACGCGAUGCGAUUUUGCGUUGCAUAGUGUCUGUUUUCAUGAACAGUCUUAGGAUUAAUUUCUGCAUGCCAUCGAAAAUAAGAUGUGUGGAUAAGGGGAGCUGUUGAGUGAUCUGGUGAAUUGAAGCGUUACGCACUGAAUAAAGGCAAGACUCUGGACGGUGGAA